GUAUAAUAAUAAAAGUAACUAAAACGUUCACGCAAACAUAUAGAUAAAGAAAAAAAACGACAGCAAGAAAACAGAAGUCCAUUUAUCAGUUGAUCCAACGGUCAAUAUUUUCACACCUUCACCAAGCAACAACUAAGUCAAAAAAGUAUUACUAAAGACACAAAGAUAAUUGCCGCUUAAGUGCUUAUAGCUUUCUUCUUCCACUCUUUAUUAACCCAUUCAUCUUCUCUCCUUCUUCUCUGUCCCUCUUCUUGGUCUUCUCCAUCAUCAUCAUCAUCAUCUCUCCAAAUGUCUCAAAUCUCCAUAACCUCUCCAAAACAUUGUGCCAAGAAAGGAGGGAUUAACAUCAACAAUCGCCACAAAAAACUCUUUUUCACAUUCUCAACUUUCUUCACCGGCCUUCUCCUCGUCAUCUUCCUCGUUUGGCUCAUCCUCCACCCCGAGAAACCCGAGUUCUCCCUCACUGAAGCCGAUAUAUACAGCCUCAACCUCACCUCCUCCUCCACUCAUCUCCUCAACUCUUCAAUCCAACUCACUCUCUUCUCCAAAAACCCUAACAAAAAAGUUGGUAUCUACUACGACAAGCUACUCGUAUACGCAGCGUAUAGGGGACAACAAAUCACAUCCGAGGCUUCUCUACCGCCUUUUUAUCAAUCCCAUGAAGAAAUCAAUCUCUUGACAGCGUUUCUUCAAGGGACUGAGCUACCCGUUGCUCAGUCCUUUGGUUAUCAAAUCAGUCGUGAUCGGUCAACUGGUAAAAUAAUCAUCGGUUUGAAAAUGGAUGGGAAGCUAAGGUGGAAGAUCGGGACAUGGGUCUCCGGCGCAUACCGGUUUAAUGUGAAUUGUCUUGCACUUGUGGCUUUUGGACAGAACAUGACCACUCCUCCAUUAGCUUCAAUACAAGGGACUCGUUGCUCUACAACUAUAUGAGAUUAUAUAGAAUCAUCAACCACAUAUACACUAUAGUUUCUUUCACUUAUGUGCAAUCGUUCUCUUUGUCGAUGUUUGUGUGCUGGUAUUUAGUACUUCUUGUAAAGUUACAUUGAACUGUUUGUAUAGAAUUAUUUGAAUGUAAAAUACCAAAACCAGAGCAUAACCAUCGUUAAAAGCAGAGGAUAAUUGAAUUGGCAUUUACCAAUAAAAAGGCGAAGAAGAGGAAAAUAGGCAGGACCAAUGUUUCACCUGAUUACUUUCCACUUUUCUUAAAUAAUUCAUGGUGGUUGUACCUUUUUAGAGCUCUACACAUAAAGAUUUGAGUCUGUUGGGUCCA
This is a messenger RNA of Arabidopsis lyrata subsp. lyrata, 1270 nucleotides long. RefSeq names its product NDR1/HIN1-like protein 1. Lineage: Eukaryota; Viridiplantae; Streptophyta; Magnoliopsida; Brassicales; Brassicaceae. Gene Ontology annotation, biological process: defense response to other organism. The coding region runs from base 289 to 930 and encodes 213 amino acids. The transcript has a single exon. The record is from RefSeq and is a predicted model, not a curated record.